AUGAAAGCGAUUGGUUGGCAAGGUGGAAGCAUCCUAGCUCUUGAAACCUUAAAGCGUGUUGUAGUUGCAGGGAAUCGAGCAAGAGAUGCACUUGUUGCACAGGGUCUCAAGGUCGGUCUUGUGGAAGUUCUUCUUGGCCUUCUUGAUUGGCGAGCUGGGGGAAGAAAUGGGCUUUGUUCACAGAUGAACUGGAAUGAGUCAGAAGCAGCAAUUGGCCGGGUUCUUGCAACUAAGGUUUUGCAUGCAUUUGCAACAGAAGGGGCCUAUUGUACCAAAGUACGUGUCAUACUGAGUGCCUCUGAUGCUGAUCAAUUUGAGAAUUGGAGUUCAUUGGGUUUAGGCCUUGAAUUGGUGUCCUUUUGUCUAUACCUGUAUCAUCCAGAACAUGUUUAUCAAACUUUUCAUGGUGGUGAGGAAGCUGCAGUUUCCUCUUCUCUACCUUUGGCGAAACGAAGUGUUUUGGGCGGCCUCUUACCUGAGUCAUUGCUUUAUGUACUGGAACAUGCAAGCAGAGAAUCUGAUCCGUCAGUGACUCGUGUUUAUCAAGCUUUUCAUGGUGGUGAGGAAGCUGCAGUUUCCUCUUCUCUACCUUUGGUGAAACGAAGUGUUUUGGGCGGCCUCUUACCUGAGUCAUUGCUUUACGUACUGGAACGUAGCGGCCCAGUUGCUUUUGCCGCAGCAAUGGUUUCUGAUUCUAACACUCCUGAGAUUAUUUGGACACACAAGGUUCUUCAGCAUCUUGGUGAUUUCCCUCAGAAAUUGGCACAGCAUUGUCAUUCCUUAUAUGACUAUGCUCCAAUGCCACCAGUGACAUAUCCAGAGCUGAAAGAUGAAAUGUGGUGUCAUCGUUAUUAUCUUCGAAACUUAUGUGAUGAAAUUAGAUUUCCUAAUUGGCCUAUUGUUGAACAUGUUGAGUUUUUGCAAUCAUUGCUAGUAAUGUGGAGAGAAGAGUUAACUCGAAGGCCAAUGGACCUUUCUGAAGAAGAAGCUUGCAAGAUACUAGAGAUUUCCAUUGAUGAAGUAUCCAGAGACGACGCCCCUAAGAAACCAAGUUUUGAGUCAGUUGAGGAGAUACCUAAUAUAUCAAAGCAGAUUGAGUAUAUUGAUGAGGAAAAGCUCAAGAGACAGUAUAGGAAACUUGCAAUGAAGUAUCAUCCAGACAAAAAUCCUGAAGGGAGGGAGAAGUUUCUGGCAGUGAGAAAGCUUAUGAGUGCUUGCAGGUAACCAUGCAAGGAUUGCAAGGUCCCCAGACUUGGAGGUUGUUGCUUCUCUUUAAGGGCCAAUGUAUUCUAUAUAGGCGAUAUGGGAAUGUAUUGGUGCCAUUCAAUAUCCUAUGCUCUUAAGUGCCAUUACAGUGGACAAGGAUGAUAACAAUUUUCUUUCCUCUGAUCGAGCACAUCUUCUAGUUGCAUCCUCGGAGCUCGUUUGGUUGACGUGCGAGUCUUCAUCAUUGAAUGGUGUAGAGCUUGUGAGAGCUGGUGGAAUACCUCUUCUUGCAACUCUCCUUUCCCGUUGCAUGUGUGUGGACCAACCAACAACUCCUGCCACUGAACCGUCCGCUACUAUUGUUGCUAACAUAAUGCGAACCUUUUCAGUUUUGAGUCAGUUUGAAAGUGCGAGAACUGAGAUGCUCGUAUUUUCAGGAUUAGUUGAUGACAUUGUUCAUUGCACUUUAUAUUUCUUUCUAUUUCUUUCUUUUUUGUCUUCCAUCUUUCUUUUAAACUCUUCUAAUGAAGUUCA
This is a messenger RNA of Sesamum indicum (sesame), 1740 nucleotides long. NCBI's taxonomy places the organism in Eukaryota, Viridiplantae, Streptophyta, Magnoliopsida, Lamiales, Pedaliaceae. The record is from RefSeq and is a predicted model, not a curated record.